AGCCACUUCAGUUCCCUCCGCGCCGCUUCUCCGCUGUUUCCGUUCAGUUCCUUUGUGCCGCGCAGAACGUCGAGAUGACGCAUGCGCAAAAUCCACCCGCUGCAUAUAUAAGUCCGAAGCUGGGCUCUUCCUCAUAGCGCCGCUAGGACCGUUGGCGGAGAAGGGUGUGUGGCAGUUUUCGGGUCUGUUGCAACCUAGGCACUGCGCGCUAAGAGCCGAGCACGCGGGCCAGUCGUCAUGUCGCGUUACGGGCGGUACGGAGGAGAGACCAAGGUAUAUGUUGGUAACCUGGGAACUGGUGCUGGCAAAGGAGAGUUAGAAAGGGCUUUCAGUUAUUAUGGUCCGUUAAGAACUGUGUGGAUUGCAAGAAAUCCUCCAGGAUUUGCCUUUGUGGAAUUUGAAGAUCCCAGAGAUGCAGAAGAUGCAGUGCGAGGACUCGAUGGGAAAGUGAUCUGUGGUUCCCGAGUGAGAGUUGAAUUAUCAACAGGCAUGCCUCGACGAUCUCGUUUUGAUAGACCACCUGCCCGACGUCCCUUUGAUCCCAAUGAUAGAUGUUACGAGUGUGGAGAAAAGGGACAUUAUGCUUAUGAUUGUCAUCGCUAUAGCCGACGAAGAAGAAGCAGGUCAAGGUCUAGAUCACAUUCGAGAUCCAGGGGAAGGCGAUACUCUCGCUCACGCAGCAGGAGUAGAGGACACAGGUCAAGAUCAGCAUCUCCUCGGCGAUCGAGAUCUGUAUCUCUUCGUAGAUCAAGAUCCGCUUCACUCAGAAGAUCUAGGUCUGGUUCUAUAAAAGGAUCGAGGUAUUUCCAAUCUCGGUCAAGGUCAAGAUCAAGAUCCAGGUCUCUUUCACGACCAAGAAGCAGUCGUUCCCCAUCAGGAAGUCCGCGCAGAAGUGCAAGUCCUGAAAGAAUGGACUGAAGUUCUCAAGUUCACCUUUUAGGGAAAAGUUAUUUUGUUUACAUUAUUAUAAGGGAUUUGUGAUGUCUGUAAAGUGUAACCUAGGAAUGGUGUAUUUCAACCAUCUAAUCAAAAUGGAUCUGGAUUAUUACUCUGUAAAUUCACAGCAGUAAGAUAAUACACAUUUUUGUUGAAUGUAUUAACAUCCUAUGAUCUGAAAUUGUGGGUUUUUAUUUGGCACAUUUAAAUAAAAUGUUUCUAACUAGAAUUUUGAUUUGUGUUCAAUAACUUUUCAAUUUGGUAAACUUGAGUCAAACCUCGAUUAUUAGUAACUAUAAUUAUAUAUAAUGGUGUUGUUAAGUCUUGAACAUGAUUGAUUCUGUUCUAUACAU
Orycteropus afer afer is the source of this 1289-nucleotide messenger RNA. NCBI's taxonomy places the organism in Eukaryota, Metazoa, Chordata, Mammalia, Tubulidentata, Orycteropodidae. The record is from RefSeq and is a predicted model, not a curated record.